UUAAAACUAACGGAACUGCCAACAUAAUACAACAAAUACGAGAUAUUAUUUGGAAGUUGACUAAUUUUAAUGAAAUAAAUUAUUUUAGAAGUUAAUAAAUCCAAUUUAAUAAUUAUGAGUGACCAAUUUGACUGUGCACUGGAUUUAAUGAGGCGCCUGCCUCCGCAACAAAUCGAAAAAAAUUUGAGCGAUUUAAUUGAUUUAGUGCCAAGUCUUUGUGAGGAUCUUCUUUCGUCUGUCGAUCAACCUUUAAAAAUCGCUAAAGACAAGGAUUCGGGCAAGGAUUUUCUUUUAUGUGAUUACAAUAGAGACGGCGAUUCUUACAGGUCACCAUGGUCGAAUACCUAUUACCCUCCGUUAGAAGACGGUUCGAUGCCCUCCGAGAGGCUAAGGAAAUUAGAAUUAGACGCCAAUUUAGCGUUCGAUCAAUAUAGAGAAAUGUAUUUCGAAGGUGGCGUGUCUUCUGUUUAUUUUUGGGACUUAGAUCACGGUUUCGCAGGAGUAAUUUUAAUAAAAAAAACCGGCGAUGGUAGUAGAAAAAUUAAAGGUUGUUGGGAUUCCCUGCACGUAGUGGAGGUACAAGAAAAGGGUUCCGGAAGGAAUUCCCACUACAAAAUGACCUCCACCGCAAUGCUGUGGCUGCAAACCAAUAAACAAGGCUCGGGUACCAUGAAUUUGGGCGGUAGUUUAACCCGACAGAUCGAGCUGGAUGCGGCCGUAAACGACAUCAACCCCCACAUUGCCAACAUCGGUCGAAUGGUGGAAGACAUGGAAAACAAAAUUCGGAACACCUUAAACGAAAUCUACUUUAGCAAAACCAAGGACAUAGUCAAUAGCUUGAGAUCGGUGCAACCGUUAACGGAGAGCCGUCAACAGCAAGCGCUUAAACAAGACUUGGCCGCCGCCCUUCAGCGUAGACAAAACAAAUCCGAGAACUGACUGGUUUGCGUCGCAUCGACUAUUCCAAGUAUCUCGGCCGAAAAUAUCGAGUCAGGUUAGGAUUACUUAUACUCAGACUCUCCACGUUUUUGAAUAAGGAAGGUAACGAACGGGGUAUCUACUAAAUUGAAUUCGGUAACCGAAAUCUAAAGCGAUUCGUUUGUAAUUGUUGUAAUAAUUUCAAUAAAAAUGCUUGAUUUUUUUGUUAAUGAAGUUCCAAAAGGUUUAAGUGCACUUAUUGAAUUGAAAUCGUGCUUGGUUGAUCUCGCUGUUCCAUGUAAAUUAUUAUUCAAUUGUACUUUAGUAGAUACCUUUCUAGUAUUUUAUAUAAUAUUGCGUUUUAGAGUGGUCUAUUUCUUAAAAUUUUAUACCUGACCGUCGAUUUUACAGUAUUCUAAAAAUAGUCUAUACUUUUCUUUCGGGCAAUGUAAUAAUACUUUUCCAAAUAAAGUUUGUGUUGCUUAAAAUUCGCCAAAAAAAUCGCUUUUUGCACGAACUAUUUAUUUUCUCUAAUUAAUUGAUUUGUCGAAAACUUAUUUGUAAUUUUUCGUUUAGGUAGAUAUAUUUUUAUGGAGCUCAAUUUUUUCCUCUUGUUAUAAUGUAAAUUUCUAUUACAAAUACAAUUUUUU
This is a messenger RNA of Phyllotreta striolata, 1568 nucleotides long. NCBI's taxonomy places the organism in Eukaryota, Metazoa, Arthropoda, Insecta, Coleoptera, Chrysomelidae. The record is from the annotation of a GenBank genome assembly.